Molecule: messenger RNA, 264 nt
Organism: Cooperia oncophora
Lineage: Eukaryota; Metazoa; Nematoda; Chromadorea; Rhabditida; Trichostrongylidae
Source: the annotation of a GenBank genome assembly
AUGAAGAUGCAAAAUCUUCGUGGUGGACGAGUUGUCCUGCAGGCUGCCGCAUUAGCUCUCGAGAAGUUCAACAACCAGGCGUUACUCGACCUGCACGCUGUAGCAACGUCAUGCAACGAUCCGCAGUUCACUGAUUUCCUUGAGUCGGAGAUGCUUGAGGAGCAGACCGAAUCUAUCAACGAGAUGGGUAAGUUGGUAACGAAAUUGAAGCGAGUCGGAGCAGGUUUGGGCGAGUACAUCUUCGAGAAGGAGGAAUUCGAAUGA